Mytilus californianus (California mussel) is the source of this 4327-nucleotide messenger RNA. RefSeq names its product probable G-protein coupled receptor 158. Gene Ontology annotation, biological process: G protein-coupled receptor signaling pathway. The record is from RefSeq and is a predicted model, not a curated record. NCBI's taxonomy places the organism in Eukaryota, Metazoa, Mollusca, Bivalvia, Mytilida, Mytilidae. Gene Ontology annotation, cellular component: membrane. Gene Ontology annotation, molecular function: G protein-coupled receptor activity. The transcript is spliced from 13 exons. The coding region runs from base 129 to 2441 and encodes 770 amino acids.
UGGAAAGAGACUUAGCAAGUGUAUGUGAUUAUUUGAUUUAAAAAUUGUCUUUACCAAAAAGUCUUAAAGAGCAAACGAAAGUCUUGAAUUAGAUAAUAGUUACAGAACUGGAAUAAGAAACAAUCAAAAUGGGUGAUACGUAUUCAAUCGUUUUCAUAUCGUCAAUUGUUUCAUUUGCUGUCAGUGUUGUGUCAAAUUAUACAGUGGACACUCAACUUUCGGUAAGCAUUGUCAAUAUUUCCCAAAUGCCUGGACACUCCAUAACUGAUUCGGAAAAUAUCGACCAUUCCGAUGUUGUCACAAAAUUUCUUGAACUGGUAGAACAGUAUGAACAAAAUAAGUACAACUGUACAACUGGUACUAAUUUUACUCUUGGAGAUGGAGUAAUAAAACAAUACGGAAAAAAGCGUUUUAAAGCACAGGCUCUCGUUGCAGUAAAUAGAGCAAACUUUCUAACUCGUAUUUGGAAAGAUGCAGAUCAGAAUAUUUUGUCAUCGGAAAACUUUUUCUUUUCGGCUGUCAGGUCUAUGUUAGAAGGGGAUCCCGAAUUAUUUGCUGCUGGGAAUUGUUACGAUAAACAGGAAUUUAAAAACUACAGAUUAUUUUGUCCUUAUUCGCAUAGAACAGAAGACGGGAGACUUAAUGUGAAGGAUUUAUCUGUGGAAUAUGAUUAUCUUGGAAAUGAUUCAGAAUGGUUUUAUUCAGCGAGAGUAAAAGCGAGCAAGUUGGAAAACUUUAACUACACAAUAGGGUAUAUACAGCCUCGUUAUAACCAAUCUCACCACGAUGAACGCAUAAUUGACCGAGUAAUAUCAGUUACAUAUGAACAUGGCCACUGGAGCAAACCAUAUUUUGAUUGUGGAGGCGGAAAUAUCUGGAUGAUGACGUAUACAGUACCAUUUUUUGGUUAUAAAAAUGGAUCUUUUAAAUUUAAAGGAACGAGUGGGAUCGACAUUGACUUACAAAAGGUUGAUAUCGACCAGUGUCCAAAUAUACCAGGGAAUACCGAACGGAACGUUUUCGCUGGUUCAGCUAAAUGUAAACAGGGGACAACUAAGUGUGUUCCGAUAGAGGGUCUCGGAUUUCGCAGAGGAUCUUAUAAGUGUGUUUGUAAGGACGGUUAUUACUUUCCAGAUAUCUUCGCUAAUCCGAGAUACUACAAUGGUUCUGAAAUAGAAGCAGAAUUUGCGAAGAAAGAGAGGGGAGAGCUUACUAGGUAUGAUACUUUUGUAUGUGAACCAUGUGCUGUCGGAUGUGACACGUGUGAAGACGGAAGUCCAUGUAUUCUGUCACUUGAUUGGUUGACUAGAAGUCUGUUACUUGGAAUAUCAUGUAUCGUUAUGUGCUGUAUCCCACUUUUGAUUUGGUUUUCAGUGCAAUAUAGAGAUGUCAAGGUAAUGAAAGCAGCGAGUCCAGUAUUAUUACGUUUGAUUGUCCUGGGUGCAUUUUUCUUAUAUUGUCCAUUGAUUACUGGAUAUUUUGAAGCGAGUGUUCUGACAUGUAUAUUACGGUGCUGGUUUAGGGAAAUUGGUUUCUCUAUAUCAUAUGGUGCUCUAUUGUUGAAAACAUGGAGGAUUUCAGUUGUAUUUCGAGUGCGAUCUGCACAGCGUGUGAAAAUAUCAGAUACAGAUUUGAUCAAAAGACUUCUACUGAUAAUAUUUGUUUUUGCUGCAUUCUUAACAGCCAGAACCAUAGCAGGACCACCACAAGUUGUAGAAGGCAAACAUUACAAUGAGUUGAAGGCCUUCCAGUGUUCGGCAGAUUGGUGGGACCAUUCGGCUGCUAUUGCUGAACUAUUGUUCCUGAUAUGGGGAAUAAGACUAUGUAUUGUAGUCAGAAAGGCUCCAUCUGAAUUCAACGAAAGCAGAUUUAUCAGUUGGGCUAUUUAUAACGAGACGCUAUUAUCAUUAUUUCUGAAUGUAUCAAUGAUAUUUUUACAGCAUCCCUUUCCAUCGAACCCUGAUUUGGUUUAUUUAGUAAUAUUCAUUCACACACAGCUAACAACGACAGUUACACUUGCCUUCUUAUUUGGAAGCAAAGCUUACCAUAUAUACAGAAGAGGGAAAAAUGAUGAAAAUUCACACACUACAAUGAUAAGUAAAGGUGGUUCAAAGAAGAGUAAAUCACCGAAUAAUACAUACAACACAAAUUUAUUAAAUAAUUCAAAUAACAUUAGCUAUUCUGACAAAGUUGACGAUGCAGAAUGUGAAAGUUUAUUAGAGAAAGAUAUCCAGGAGGAAUUCAGAAGACUGUAUACUCAAUUAGAAUAUUUAAAACAAAGGAAUAUGAAAAUAGGAAACCGACAUUUACAGCACAAGCUGUCGGCAAUGACAGAAGCAGCACAAAAAGACACUCCAAAUUCAGUACCAGCUUCUCCGGCCAUUAACGGCAAGAGAGUGAUAAUAAAUCUCGAUAUAUUCAAGGAAUCAACAGAUUUAUAGCUUUCCAAUCAGUUGCCUUCGCUUUCACAAAUUGUGAAGAAUUUAUGCCGAAAUAAAUAGGAUGAAUAAGCAAUCAUACCAAGCAGAAAGGUUUCGUUUUAACCAAUGUAAAGUUUUGUUUUACUCUAAUCAGAAGGGCGUUUAACUGUUGUAUAUUAAAAAGAUGAUGAUGCAGUAACAUACUUUCGGAAGAUUCAUAUAUAUAUAUAUAUAUAGAUUCUACCACUGCAUCGAGUGUGAUACGAUAUUUAUCCACUCGAGACAGUUAAAUUUUCAAAUUUAAAACGCGAGGCUCGCCGAGCGUUUUAAAUAUUUAAAAUUUAACUGUCGAGAGUGGAUAAAUAUCGUAUUACACGAGAUUUGUGGUGGAAUCUGUUUCUCUAAUGAUUUUCAAACAAUAUGCAGGCAAACUUAUUCCGUCUUUUCGAAUGUUCUGUAAAAAGAUGUGUUCUUUCUGUGUGACGUCAUCAGGCAUGGUCGGCUUUUUUCAUGCCGUCACAAUAGGAAAUUCAGAGGAAAGCAAGUAAAUUCGACGUCAUAAUCGGAUUUUAACCAAUGAAGAACUGAGAUCAAACGAACCACACGUUGAUUAAUUUAUUUUAUACAAUGGGUGAAGAAAGGGAUAAAUUGACGAAGAAUUAGAGAAAUAUAUAUAUAUAUAUCUUCAAGAUUAAUUAGACCUGUAAAUAAAACAGCUGAAAGAUAAACUAGUGAAUGAAUAUUGGUAAAAGUUAUUGUGAUGGAAUCUGUUACGCUGUUAUACAGUAUUGCAAUUCGGAGAAAACAUGCUUAAGAUGAUGCAUUUGUUUUUUGUGUAAAAGCUUGGUCCGGCUUAAUAUCAAAAUAAAGCCACAAGGCAACCUUCGAAUAUGCCAAAGACAAUUCCUGCAUCUUAGGGUUUAAACAUUUUCUAGCGCUAUCCUUACAAGAAUCAGUUUCAAGAUGCAAAUCUGGAUACAAAUAGUCUUUUUACUGACCGUUUAAAAAAAAUUAUUUCAUCAUUUUUUGUAAAAAUAUAAUAGUACAAUAUUAGCACAUGUAAUCGUACAGCUAAAAUUUAUGUUCACCGGCAUUCAGUUGUUUAUUCCAUGCAUCAGAAUAACAGAUCAUUCCAGUCACUGUAUCGCUAAUUGAUAUGGUUGUACGUUAAAGAAAUACAGGAACCUUGCUUCCUAUAACCAAUAGUAAAUUGAAUGGUUUUUUUACUCUGACAAUUAUAGAAAUCGACAUAUUUUCACUCACCUCUUUCAAAUCUGUGAUAUUUAUCCCUUUUUUGUGAACCCCUUGUCAUCUUAACUAAAAACCCAGUUUAUGUUUUAUUAUAAUAAUUUAAAGACUUAAACUAUUCAUGAUGUUGUAUUUCAAAAGCAGUAUUUCCAGGUUCUCGAGCGUGGAUUUUAUUAUUAAUGCUAACCUUUUUUCCUGCAGCAUUUCUCAAAAUAUGUGUAUAAAUGCCAGAUAAAUUUUGUAUUGGCAUGAUUUUGAAUAUUGUGUUUUUAUUAAAAGCUGUAUUUAAUGUGAACGGAAUAAAUCUUAACACCUUCGACUAUAAAUAAACAAACAUACAAUGAAAUCUAUUUUCAUUGCACCUCUUUCUGCAUAUGGAUGUUUCGAUGUCUAAUACAAAAUACUAAUGAGAAACAAUCUUGUUGUUUGUAUGUAAAUGAAAUUGACAUAUAUGUGUUGUUGCUACAGUUUAAAAGCUUCAUAAAGAUAGAUGAGAGUGUGUUUUGGUAAGUUUGUAUGAAUGAAAGAGGGUGGACAGAUGUUAAUAUGUUUAUUUGAAUCAGCUGAAUAACUGUAUAUAAAAUAAUUCAAUCAAAAUGAAUAUGCAUUUGUUACUUACAAAUAUAAUUUUCUUGUUAAUAAAUAUUUUUAAAAUUAAA